GCUGCCGCCGCGAUGCUGCACGGCUGCGGGCAGAAGCUGCUGCUCUCGCUGGUGGGCUCCACGCUGACCUGCCUGCUGGUGCUGAUGGGGGAGCCGCCCAAAGGGCCUCAGGGACUCAGCCUGGGGGGCGACGGGGGCGACGGCCGGGGCUCCCUCCUGCUCCAGCGGGGGACGCAGGGCUGGCUGCGGCGCUGGAGGAACGACCCUCGGCCGGACCUCGGCGGCUCUUUCAGCGGCUACUUCAGCCAGCUCGGCCGGGCUAAGAGAGAAGGCGGCGGCGGGGGCGGGGGGGCCAGCGAGGAAGCCGGGAAGCAGCGGCGUCCCCAGCAACCGGCCCCCGCCCGGGAAGAGAUUUCGCCCCGGGACGUUUUCAUCGCCGUCAAGACCACCAAGAAGUUCCAUAAGGCGCGGCUGGAGCUGCUCCUGGACACCUGGAUCUCGCGCCACAAGGAGAUGACCUACAUCUUCACCGAUGGCGAAGACCAAGAGCUCAAACAGAGAAUUGGAAAUGUCAUCAACACCAAUUGUUCUUCUGCUCACAGCCGGCAAGCCUUAUCCUGCAAGAUGGCGGUCGAAUAUGACCAGUUCAUUGAAUCCGGACGAAAGUGGUUUUGCCACGUGGACGAUGAUAAUUAUGUAAAUGUCCAGAUGUUGGUCAAACUGCUCUCCAGCUAUGCUCACACGCAGGAUAUCUACAUUGGAAAACCCAGUCUGGACAAGCCAAUCCAGGCCACCGAGAGAAUCAGCGAGAACAAGAUGCAUCCGGUCCACUUCUGGUUUGCCACCGGUGGUGCUGGGUUCUGCAUCAGUCGUGGUCUGGCACUGAAGAUGACCCCUUGGGCCAGCGGUGGGCACUUCAUGAGCACCGCGGAAAAGAUUCGCCUCCCCGAUGAUUGCACCAUUGGGUACAUUAUAGAAUCUGUCCUGGGGGUGAAACUCAUCCGAAGUAAUCUUUUCCACUCACAUCUUGAGAAUCUCCAUCAAGUACCCAAGUCUGAGAUCCACAAACAGGUCACUUUGAGUUAUGGGAUGUUUGAAAAUAAGAGGAAUUCCAUCCAUAUGAAGGGGGCUUUCUCAGUGGAGGAAGAUCCUUCCAGGUUUCGCUCCAUCCAUUGCUUGCUCUACCCGGAUACGCCUUGGUGUCCUUCCAACAUCGCCUACUAAAAAUCUCGACGUCCCUUUAACCUCGUCCCGAGUUCUCCGGUAUCCGAAGAGCUUUCGGGACCCGUAGUUUUAUUAGCGUGUCUGUAUGCGUGCGUCCUUCGCUUGCUGUGAAGCAAUGAGAUCCUAAUUACUGUGGUUAGUUCACAGUGUGUUGUGUAUGUUUCCACCAGCUGCGGUGUGGUCUUGUGCGCCUCGCUGUGUCCCUCUCCCGGUGACGAUCAGGGUAUAGAUAUUUUAGAAGCUCCCAAUGCGAGAACAAUUGCGAUAUUUUUUCUCUCUCUCUCCAGCCUUCCCUUCCUUUGCAAGGGUUUCAAGGCUGGUGGUGAUGACAAAGACCUUUGUCUACCUGCCACCUGCUGAAGGCAAUGCUGCAGGUCUUCCUUGCUCCAGAAUAUUUUGAGAGGUGGACCCUUUGCUGCUUCUUCUUCAUCCAUUUCUGCAAAGCCCAAAACACUUCUGCAAACUGCCAAAUCUUAAGCACUUUUAAAACCAUGCGUUGUGGCAGAUGCUAAGCUGGUAUGGGAUUGCCCCCAUUUUAACCGGUCAAAAGAAAGAUCCAGUAAGCAUUGCUCAAACUCGCAACUUUAAGGUGGGUGGAUUUCGAUUCCCAGAAUUCCCCAGUCAGCUUCCACAUCAAGCAUGCUGGCUGGGGAAUUCUGGGAGUUGAAGUCCAGCCGUUGUAAUUUGGGGGAAUUUGGUGAGCGGAAGUCCACUCGUCUUAAAGUUGCCCACUUUGAGAAACACUGGAUUAAAGCUUAGCCUGGUUGUGUCGUGGUUUGGGCUGUUUGAGGCUAUCAACACUUCCAAGAUCACGUUCACAGCAUUGUAAUUAAAGCCAGGAUGCCAUUUUACAGAUUUUUUUUCACCCCCCUCAAAAACCUGGUCUUUUUUUCAGCUGGAGUCUUUUAACUUUGUGGUGUUCCAGUUCCAAUCAUUUUUCUGGCUGGGAACUAUUGGAGUUUGAAUCUAAAAUAGCUAGAAAAAAAAAAAAAGCUACUUUUGGCCACUGGCUGUCUUUCUUCCUAUUUUUGACAUAUCUUUUCCCCGCUCCUUCCUUCCUGCUUUUUCAGGCUCCGCAUAAUUUUUCAGAUGAAGGUUUACAUAGGAAACAAGUUUUUUUUUUGCUGAUUUGCUCUGUGUGUGUUUUUGUAAAAAAUUUUGUUGAUGUUGUUUCGGGGUUGUUCCUUUCCCUCGUGCUAUAUGUAGACUUUCCUCUGAGACAGAAAGCCUUUUUCUCCCCUAAAUUCAUUUAGAGCUGGUCUCUUGUUGAACACUCACGUUUUGCAGUUGCACUGAAGGAAGACUCAAACGAUAGGGGAUUUUUUUUUUGGCACGGAGAUAUUAUCUAAUCCUUUUCAUCCCGGCCUCCUUGCCUUUACAGAAGUUUGGUGGGCUUCUUAUGAGUAAACAGGCAAAGGGUUGUAAAACUGCACCUAAGUCCAGAAUUGUGGAAUGCACCUGUAGUUGCGUAGCUGCAUUUAAUUCUGAUUUAAUUAAAUUAAAUCAAUAUUCAAUACCAAAUGUAAGCAAAGAGUUGAUAGCAGAUUGGCUGGCUACAGCUCCAGAAAUCCUCAAUUCCAAUAUAUAUAUAUAAUAUGUAUAUAUAUAUACA
Pseudonaja textilis is the source of this 2776-nucleotide messenger RNA. RefSeq names its product LFNG O-fucosylpeptide 3-beta-N-acetylglucosaminyltransferase (gene LFNG). NCBI's taxonomy places the organism in Eukaryota, Metazoa, Chordata, Lepidosauria, Squamata, Elapidae. The record is from RefSeq and is a predicted model, not a curated record. Gene Ontology annotation, cellular component: membrane. Gene Ontology annotation, molecular function: glycosyltransferase activity.